ACUUUCAUACUUCUAAAGCAUUACCAAAAUGGCAAUUUGUUUUAGGUUCAGUAACUGUUGGUAUAUUUAAGGGGGAAAAAAAUAAAAUCUCACACAUACAGUUGAGACUAUUUCUUUCAGGGGAGUUUCAGAAUUCUAAGGGCAUUAGAUACCUACAAGCUUUUAAUUCUUUUCCCUAUCUACUCAGACUGGAGGUAUGUAAAUGUCUGCCUUGCAUACCUUUGUAUUUGUUCAGUAACAGAAUGCUGAAAUAUUUCCCCUCUUCUUAAGCUUAUCUGCCAAUAGGUUUAGGUAUCAAUUUAAUAAAAAUUAGUAUUGUAUAUAAUUUUAACCUUUUUUGCUAGGCUCUUGGAUGCUUAAUGUUUUUCAGCUGUGUCAUGUAUUUCAAAUAAAUCUGCUUAGUUAGUGUUUGGAGUAAAGGAAAUACUUCUUUUGAAUAGUGAGAUCCUUACUAAAUCUGCAAGUUGUUCAAGAUUUUGGCUCAUUUGGCAGUGUAUCAGAAGACAAAUUUGGUGGUGCUCUAAAAGAUGAGUUACCUGAAGGCAGAUGGGAACUCCUAGAGUUCUGGAGAGCAGUUUUAUUGACAUCACCAACACAGCAAUACUCAUACUUGGAGUAAUUCGUAACAAAAUUCUGAAUGGUUUCAUUAGUGGUGAAGGUUGGGCAAACACUCCACAAACACUCCUGGUUCCAGUUAAGCCACAGGUGCUCUGAGGACUUGCAGGCAAUGAAUGGCAACUGAAGUGGGGCUUUGUGUCCUGUCUGUGUGCAAGACACUCCUGUAGAGCCAGUAAUGUCCUAGAUUAGAGGCACAAUAGGCAGGUCUGCGGCCCAGGGUCCUCUGACAGAUGUGCUCUAUCAGCUGAAGUAAUUCCAGCUCAAAGGAGCUUGUCCUUUCCCACUGGUCAAAACUCUGCUUAUGAAAAGGGAUUUGUUUGUUUCCUAAUGCAUUUUCAGCUCAAGUGGAUGGUUAUAAUUUUACCUAAAUGGAAGGAUUUUGUGAGUUCCCUGGACAAUUCAUUGCCUCACAUUGUUUUGGUAGAGGGCACUUCUAACAUGGAACUACUUGACCUUUUCUUGCAAGGCUGAGCAUCUGUGUGACCUGUUCAUAGCCCACAGGCAAACAAUUACCAUUUUAUGGAUUACAGUCUUUAUAGAAAAGGAAUUCUUCUGUUUUAUUAUCUGCUGUUCUGUGAGAACUAUUACUCAAAUGGCACUGCUUAAGAAAAAAGAAAAAGAAAAAGCCAAAUUUGAAUGGUUUGAAGCAUAUGCAAGCUAAUGGUGAAAAAGCAGCUUUGCACACUUCCCCAUGCCCAGCAUUGUCUUGCAGAUGAAUUUGGGGGAGAAACUCAUGUGCUGGCUGUUUCUAAGGAGUGCAAAUGUGUGCUAGUAUUUUACUUCUUCAGGAUAUUGUGGAAGAUGAAGAGAAAGAUGUUUGCUUAUUUGGGGGCUGAGUUUCUAUUGCUGUGAUAAGAACUAUGAAGAAAACUUAGACAUCUGUGUUGAGUGCUUUUUAAGCAAGUGAUAAACACCCCACAUUUUUCUUUUGUAGCCAUAUGUGCCAGAAGUUUUCCUGAAUGGUGGAAAAAAAUGUCAGAUAUGGCAAUGUACACAAGACCACACAGUAGUGUAAUAGUCCUGAAACAGCUGGUAUUUUUUCUUAAUAUAUUGUUAUUGUAAACACUUAAAAUUAUCCUAUAAACAUGUCACAUUAGUCUGCAUAAACAAAUAGACAGCAAUCCAUUAACUUCAGGUAAGAGCAGCAAUGCAGACAAACCACAAAGAAAAUAAAUUACAAUUAGUGCUUCAGUCUGUCUCCCAUCUGAGUAGAUAAAUUGACUGACAGUUUUUGAUGUAAUUGUGCUGUAUCUUUGUUCUGUUUCCAGUUAUACUAUUGUCCUCUUUUAGGAAUCCCUCAAACAUGUUUUAUCUUUCCUUUUUAAAAAUAUUGAAGUGCAUGUGAGCAGAGGGAGUAAAUUAUUUAAAGUUAUUCUGUGUCUCUGCACUUGUCUGAGUCAGCAGAAUACAUCUAGGUCAUACGUUCCCAAGGAGCUCCAGGGCAGAGUCUCUUCUUUCAGUGGGGACUAAGCAGGCUCAUCAAGGCACAGUUCUCUUGCCUUUUCUCCUAUUUAUGCCUUCACAAAGCUUGAAAAAUGAUGCAAAUUACUAUAUUUUUAAAAUUAAAUUCAGAUAAGCUUCCUUUGAGCUGACCCCGUCUUCCCUUAUCAUUGGACGACGAUCCACUGACAGAGGGAGUGCAUUCCCUCUUAGCUACAGCUGGAUGGCUGCAGCUCCUCCAAGCUACUGUUUUGUAGCCUUCCCCCCCUGUUCUAAGGAUGGGCUGGUGGUCUUUGGGAAGAACUCUGCACGGCCCAGGGAUGAAGUGCAGGAGGUGGUCUACUUUGCUGCUGCAGAGCACGAGCCAGGAAGCAAAGUGGAGUGCACGUACAUCGAGAUUGAGCAGGUGCCCAGGACUCACGCUGUGGUGCUGAGCAGGCCCUCCUGGCUCUGGGGGGCAGAAAUGGGAGCUAAUGAGCACGGAGUGUGUGUAGCUAACGAAGCUGUCGUGACCAGAGAACCAGCUUCUGAGUCUGAAGCCCUGCUAGGCAUGGAUCUUGUCAGACUUGGCCUAGAAAGGGGGGCAACAGCUAAAGAAGCAUUGGAUGUAAUAGUUGCUCUGUUGGAAGAGCAUGGACAAGGUGGAAAUUAUUAUGAAGAUGGGAGUUCAUGCCACACUUUCCAAAGUGCAUUUUUGAUUGUGGACAGGAAUGAAGCCUGGAUACUGGAGACUUCUGGAAAGUAUUGGGCAGCUGAAAAAAUCACAGAGGGAGUGAAAUGCAUUUGCAAUCAGCUUUCAUUAACUACAAAAAUUGAUGCUGAGCAUCCUGAACUAAGGAAUUAUGUGAAAAGUCAAGGCUGGUGGAAUGGAGACUCUGACUUCAAUUUUUCUGAAGUGUUUUCUCUUGCUGAUGACCAUUUAGCCUGUUGUUCUGGCAGGGAGAGCCUAGAAAAACAAGGUGGUGACGUUUCUGCACAAGCUAUGAUUGAUGUCCUGCGUGACAAGGACAGUGGUGUCUGUGUGGACUCUGAAUCUUUCCUUACUACAGCUAGCAUAGUGUCUGUUCUGCCUCAGGACCCUAGUUUUCCCUGUAUUCAUUACUUCACUGGCACGCCAGACCCUUCAAGGUCCAUAUUUAAACCCUUUAUUUUUGUUGAUGAUGUAAAAUUAGUACCGAAAGUGCAGUCUCCUUCUUUUGGCAAUGAUGAUCCUGCUAAAAAGAUACCUCGAUUCCAGGAGAAACCAGAUCGUAGGCAUGAAUUGUACAAGGCACAUGAAUGGGCCCGAUCUCUCCUGGAGAACGAUCAGGAUAAAGGCCAGAAACUGAUGAGGAUUAUGUUAGACCUUGAAAAACAAGGUUUAGAAGCAAUGGAAGAUAUCCUUUCUCGUACAGAGAUUCUGGAUCCAGCUGAAGUAGUGGAUCUUUUCUAUGACUGUGUUGACACAGAACUAAAGUUCUUCAAAUAAACUACAGUGGCUAUUGUUAGCCUUUUCAUUGGAAGACUGCAAUGUUCUUCAAGCCUUGAAAGAAAGUCUUCACACUUGUGAUUUUGCAGGAAAAAACAUUUCUAGAGGAAAAAAUGUUACUUGCUAGCUGUAUCCGGUUAACAAAUUGCUUUCCUUUGUCCAAUCUUGUGGUGUUCCUGUUUGUGUAUGUAUAUAGUGAAAGGAGAAAGUCACUGACUGGUCCAAUUACUGUGUGCAUGCUGGCUAAUUUAGUACAGAAUGUUAAAACAUGUAUGUUGGGCAACCAAUUAAAGUAAAGAUUUAACUUCAUCAGGCUAAUUGCCAUAUUGUCAUUGAAAGCAAUCUGGUUUUCCCUCUGUUGCUCAGGACUAGGCUUGCAGCAAAGCUGACUUGCAUUUUUCUCUUCUUGCUAAUUCAUACAAAGUUGAAAUGGUAGAGUUGAAAUCACAGUUUGAGAUGGGCAGGAAGGCAUGUCCUGGCUCUUGACCUUGUUGUGUUGGACUCAUAUGGCCAUAUCUGGUUGCAGUAGCUCAGCACCUGACAUUAUGCCUGUACAAAUUAUCAGAAUUCAGUCAUCAGGUUAAGUUCUGCCCUUGCUCUCAGCCAGCUUGUGUUUGUAGUGCACCUGGCUGCUGCUCCAGAAGUGCAGAGCCACCCCGGAUGCCGUAGAGAUCUACACAUAUUGGCUCUUAAGAUGCAAUUAAUAAAGUGUCAGAUUUAUAUACAAGCUACAGAUUUGGAAUCUUUUAAAGGAAUAGAUGCUGGACACUGAUAAGUACCUGGCUAUUCUCCAUCUUUCUGCCUUUGUACUGCUGAACAGUUCCUAGUAAUCUCUGUUGUGAGACACAUGGCUGAUGAAUCCCUUAAGUACCAGUGAGUUGCUGGUGGGUGUGGCAAUCCAGCUGUUUAGGCUUAGAAAUGGCUGUCCUAUGCUUCCUUACAUUAGGUGCACUGCUGCAGCAUGCUUCCCUUCCUCCACAGUCCUACAGGCAGACCUGCUUCUCAUUGUAUUUUCUUCUUGUGGAAGUGAGGUAGGGAAAACACUGAGAAUUAAACCAGUAAACACUGUGUCCAGUGAAUAUGGUUGGUGGGUUUUUUACAUACAUGAGGGUUGAAAGAGGACAUCCAUGUCUUUAGUAAGUGAAGUUAACAUAUGGAGUUAAAAUCCUUCACUGUUUGAGAAAGUGGAUGGUUAAGAACCACAGGCUUCUGUAGUGAGGAAAUAAAAGCUUCUUAGAAAGCAGAAACACCUCAAGUUGAAACUGUAAGAGUUGUGCAUCAGGGAAAUAGUCAUUGCCAUAUUGGCAUACUGCAUUCUCAGGAUUUUUAAAAUGAAUUUGUUACAUUCAGACUCAUUACUUUGGUAUUGCCUUAAUGGCAAAUUGGCAAGAAAACAUGGGGCCUUUUCACUUACAGAAAACAAGGAAGAAUAUAUUUUCUCUUACGGCCUACCUAAUAAUCUCCCAUUCACAAUGAAAUCCUCCCAUGCUGUCUAUCCUAGGAGCAACUCCUGUGUCUAAGUAUUUUAAAGUGUAGACAAUAGGAGAAGGAAAUAUUCAAGUAGAUCCCUGAAAUUUAGCUGCUCUGUAUGGUAACCAGAGGGGCUGACUGCAAGAAGCACACUUGAUUUCAGAGAACGUUGCAGGGGAUGAAGCCCACUGAAAGAGAAAUGUGCUUUUUCCAGCUGCCUGUAACUGAAGUAAAUGGAUUUCCCAUGAAAUCACAUCUCUUGAUAGGAGUAGCUGGGUAUUUCUGCACAAUCAGGGAACAAGAAUAAAAUGAUUGCUCCAGUGAGAGGACAAAAAUUGGGAUGUACCACUUCUCACAGUUAUUUUGCACAACUUGGAUCUCUAAUCUUGGAGAGCUGGGAGGGAGGCAAGAUGAAAGGAGUGUUCCUGUUAAAAACAUGUAUCUUACUUGCCUGUUUCUUAAGAAAGAAGAAAGCAACACUUGCAAUUAUCUCAUGGGCGUUUAUGUCCUUAUGUGGAACUGCUUAUAUGACAGAAUGAAUAAAUUGUUUUGAGCACAGUGAUCCAGGUAGUAAUUUUGUAAUAGUAUGUUGAUUUUGCUUUGGUUGUAUAGUGCAGUUAAAAACCAAAACCAGCUGUGGUACAGCAACAUGCUUGGGUACAAUCAGUAGAAACCAGAGCAACUGCAUGGUCUUAGUAUUUCCAGUGGUCUUGAAAAGAGGUGUGUCUCAGUGGAAGGACACAUUGGGACUUGUGGGAUCAGCUGCCUCAGGGUGACAGCCAGUGUGAUCCUCUGUAUCUCCAGAUGCUUCAAUGGAUCUUGAAUGACAAAUAAAUGGAAAUAUUUCAGAAAUGCUAGCAAAUAGGCACAGGAUUUCUCAUUUCAUCCCUGAAAGAUGUUGUUUAUUUCUAAAAUACCCAAACCAUAAUAAAAAAUGGAG
Messenger RNA from Camarhynchus parvulus, 5936 nucleotides. It is a transcript of the gene SCRN1, whose product is annotated as secernin 1. The transcript is spliced from 9 exons. The record is from RefSeq and is a predicted model, not a curated record. Bases 2282 to 3526 code for a protein of 414 amino acids. NCBI's taxonomy places the organism in Eukaryota, Metazoa, Chordata, Aves, Passeriformes, Thraupidae. Gene Ontology annotation, biological process: proteolysis. Gene Ontology annotation, molecular function: dipeptidase activity; cysteine-type exopeptidase activity.